This is a messenger RNA of Danio rerio (zebrafish), 1776 nucleotides long. It is a transcript of the gene upf3a, whose product is annotated as UPF3A regulator of nonsense mediated mRNA decay. Lineage: Eukaryota; Metazoa; Chordata; Actinopteri; Cypriniformes; Danionidae. Gene Ontology annotation, biological process: nuclear-transcribed mRNA catabolic process, nonsense-mediated decay. Gene Ontology annotation, cellular component: cytoplasm; nucleus; protein-containing complex. The record is from RefSeq and is marked validated. Gene Ontology annotation, molecular function: nucleic acid binding.
AGAGUUGGCGGAUUUCGGACAGCGAAGAGGGCGAAAUGGAGAUAUGAGGUCUGAAAAGGAGCAGAGGACAGGCAGCAGGGAGAGAGGAAGCGUCGAAAUCCAGUUCAGGGACUGUCAGGACAACGCCGCUGUGAACCCCAAGCACAAGGAGGAGAAAAAGGAGAUCUUCAGCAAGGUCGUCAUCCGCCGACUGCCACCCAGUCUAUCAAAAGACCAGCUCCAGGAGCAUCUGAGUCCUCUUCCAUCUUUUGACUAUUUUGAGUUCUUUCCUGCUGAUCAGAGCUUAUACCCUCAUCUCUUCUCAAGAGCAUACAUAAACUUCAAAAACCCAGAGGAUAUCAUUAUAUUCAGAGAUCGCUUUGAUGGCUAUGUAUUUAUUGACAAUAAAGGUCAAGAAUAUCCGGCUGUUGUAGAAUUUGCCCCAUUUCAGAAGGUUUCCAAGAAAAAGCUAAAGAAGAAAGAUGCGAAAGCUGGGACCAUUGAAGAAGACCCAGAAUACAGGCGAUUUCUGGAAAACUACUCUUGUGAUGAGGAGAAAUCGAUGGCCAACCCAGAAACGCUUUUGGGAGAGAUUGAAGCUAAAACCCGAGAGCUCAUAGCCAAAAGGACGACACCCUUGCUGGAAUACAUCAAAAACAAGAAAUUAGAGAAACAGAGAAUAAGAGAAGAAAAAAGAGAAGAGAGGCGAAGAAGAGAACUGGAAAAGAAGAGGCAGAGGGAAGAGGAGAAGAGGAAACGCAGAGAAGAGGAGAGACAAAAGCGGAAGGAGGCAGAAAAGCAGAAAAAGCUCUCUGAGAAAGAGAUAAAGAUCAAGCUUUUGAAGAAGUGUGACCGAGACGAUGACGUGGAUUCAGACAGACUGAAAGAUAAAGGAGACAGUGGAGAGACGGAGAAGAACAGAUGGGAAAAGCCUGGAGGACACACUAAGUCAAAGGAUUCAAAGGAUAAUAGGAGCCAAAUGGAAAAUGACAAGGAGCAGCGUGAGGGCCACGGCCGACGGCAGAGGGACAAAGAUCACCGUGGCCGAGAUGAGGAACGUAAACGACAGAGGCAUCACUACGAAUUUGACAAGUUCAUGCGACGCAAGGAAGAGACCAAAUGGGGCAAAGGCUACUGCCAGGACAGGGCCAAGAAAGACCAACACCAUGGCUAUUCCUACUGCCCAGAGACUGGAGACAAACUGGGCAAAGAGGACCGAGAGGACAUGGGCAGCAGGAAAGAACGCAUCCGCAAUAAGUCUGUGUUAGUGCAUCAGGAGAAAAGGACUUCCCAGUCUGAGGGGCCAGACCAGAUAGGAGGGGCUCUGCCAGCAAAGGACCGACCGGCAAUGCAACUGUACCAACCAGGUGCUAGAAACCGCAAACGCAUGGGCUCUGGAAACAAGACAUUUGACUUCCCGCCGAUCUCUCCCGAACAUGCAGGAGAACACUGCUACAAAACAGUCAUUGGUACAGGCUCUGAAAAGAGUGCUGACGAGUGAAAAAACAAAACACUAUUGACAGGAAGAUGCCUAAGCAAGGGUCACACCAGUGUAGAAAAAAAACACUAAACCUCAACCUUGUUUUCUGUCAUGUGUGAGUACAGUGCAUUGAAAUCCCCUCUUAAUAUUUUCUACACAACAACGUCAACGGUGUCAUAAACGAUCGGCUUCUGUUUGCUUGUCAAGGAUUCACAACCACUCCAUUGAGAAAAAUACCUCAUUAUUUACAAAGAUCGGAUUUGUAUGCCUUUUUGUAGUGCAAGACUCCAUUGAUCAAGAGAAUUAAUAUAUAUCUA